Molecule: messenger RNA, 1568 nt
Organism: Trichomycterus rosablanca
Lineage: Eukaryota; Metazoa; Chordata; Actinopteri; Siluriformes; Trichomycteridae
Gene: slc39a13
Product: solute carrier family 39 member 13
Exons: 10
Coding region: 59-1312 (417 amino acids)
Biological process (GO): zinc ion transmembrane transport; intracellular zinc ion homeostasis
Cellular component (GO): membrane
Molecular function (GO): zinc ion transmembrane transporter activity
Source: RefSeq, a predicted model, not a curated record
GUUGAUGCUCUGAGGCUGCGUGUGCAGCGUCGCGCCGCCGUCUGAACUUCCGAGCUGGAUGGCAGGGACACACCGGAGCAAGCAUUUCAGGAACCUAUCCAGGAUUCCUUUCUGCAUCGCAGCUCCCUGCAUGCUGAUCAGGAGCACCCUGCAAAAGUCUGGCCUCGUGAGCGCCGGGCCCGGGAGGCCCUUUUGGACUUUUGCUGCGCUUUUGGUCGGAGGAGCCCUCCUGGCCGUCUCCUCCACGUCCUCGUUCGGCGGAAAGAAAGCGGCUCAGACGGCGCUGGCUCAUGUGACGGCCGCGGCGGCGGGCCCGGGCGGCUGGCGCGCCGAGAUGUCGGGCUUCCAUGCGCUCGCCGAGCUUCUGUCCGGAGAUGACGUCGGCGUCUGGUUCUGUUCACUUUUGGGCUCCAUCGCCGUGGGUCUCAGUGGGAUCUUCCCCCUUCUGGUGAUACCCAUCGAGGCCGGGGCGGCGCUGAAAACCGAGGCUGGUUUUCAGAAACUAAAGAAACUUCUGAGUUUUGCAAUCGGCGGUCUGCUCGGCGAUGUAUUCCUCCAUCUACUCCCAGAGGCUUGGGCUCACAAAUCCAACAACGAUGGAAAUCUGAAGCACUACCGUACUCAGGGCUUCUGGGUGGUUUUAGGACUACUGUCAUUCCUGCUGCUGGAAAAAAUGUUUCCGGAUAAAGAGGAAAAUUCAGAGGACGACGCUGUGAAUCACGAAAGCCACUGCUGCCCCUCAGCAGAUCCCCAAAGUGACUUUUUGCCAGCUUCAAAACUGAACGGCAUGUGCUCCAACAACAAUUCAGAAUCGCGACCCAAGACGGAGAUUACCCAACCCCCCGAAAGAGAGAAAAUAAAGAUCAGCGGCUACCUGAAUCUUCUCGCCAACUGCAUCGACAACUUCACCCACGGCCUGGCGGUGGCAGGGAGCUUCCUCGUCAGCAAGAAGGUCGGUUUUCUCACAACCUUUGCGAUCCUACUGCACGAGAUUCCUCACGAGGUGGGAGAUUUCGCCAUUCUUCUGCGAGCGGGGUUCGACCGCUGGAGCGCGGCCCGUAUGCAGUUGUACACGGCUCUGGGCGGAGUCCUGGGGGCAUGUUUCGCUCUCGGUGCGCAAUCGCAGCAAGGGGCAGAGAACGCCACAGCCUGGAUUCUGCCCUUCAGCUCCGGAGGUUUUCUCUACAUCGCACUGGUCAGCGUGGUGCCCGACUUGCUGGAGGAAACCGAUCUCAGACGUUCUUUAUGGCAGAUCCUGUUGAUGGCGUGCGGCGUGGGCGUCAUGGCUCUGCUUUCGGCCAUAGUGGAGUAGUUUCCGAACUUACGGAGAGUCGGGAGGAGCGACGGAGGCGUAGGCGUGCCGUCCGACCGGCCAAAAGCAUCAUCGGUAAUCUGUUUGUGAGAAAGAGUUUGAACCGUUUGUCGCAUGUAACGUUUUUAUUUACACACAGUAUUGGUGUCGGCUACAGAGACCACACUACGGACAGAAACAAGAGUUUGUAUUUAAAUGUCACGUAUGUAUUGUAUGACGAAAUAUUUAAUUUGUAAUAAAAAGACCAGAAAACGUU